AACACUGGUGUGUUGCAGUAUUUUUUACCGAGAGAAAAAAGAAGCGAACUAACCAAUAUGUCUGGAAGAGGAAAAACCGGAGCCAAGGUCCGCGCUAAGGCCAAGACCCGCAGCUCCCGAGCCGGUCUGCAGUUCCCCGUCGGCCGUGUCCAUCGUCUCCUCCGCAAGGGCAACUACGCCGAGCGAGUGGGCGCCGGGGCUCCCGUGUAUCUGGCCGCCGUGCUGGAGUACCUCACCGCCGAGAUCCUGGAGCUGGCUGGAAACGCCGCCAGAGACAACAAGAAGUCCCGCAUCAUCCCCCGUCACCUGCAGCUGGCGGUCCGCAACGACGAGGAGCUCAACAAGCUGCUCGGCGGCGUCACCAUCGCCCAGGGCGGCGUCCUGCCCAACAUCCAGGCCGUCCUGCUGCCCAAGAAGACCGGACAGUCCGCACCCAGCUCCGGCAAGGCGGGAAAGAAGGCCUCCUCUCAGUCCCAGGAGUAUUAGCUGGCCGGCUAAUAACUCUCAGCCCAAAGGCCCUUUUAAGGGCCACCCAGUCCUCCGUUAAAGAGCAGUCUGUCCUUGUGUUCCUCUUGAGCAUGACUUUUUAAUUUAAUAAACGUUUUUUAUACAA
This is a messenger RNA of Pleuronectes platessa (European plaice), 613 nucleotides long. Its product is annotated as histone H2AX. Bases 58 to 486 code for a protein of 142 amino acids. Lineage: Eukaryota; Metazoa; Chordata; Actinopteri; Pleuronectiformes; Pleuronectidae. Gene Ontology annotation, cellular component: nucleosome. Gene Ontology annotation, molecular function: structural constituent of chromatin; protein heterodimerization activity; DNA binding. The transcript has a single exon. The record is from RefSeq and is a predicted model, not a curated record.